AUGCAGGCGUGCGCGUUCCUGUACGGCGCGGCGUCAGUGCCCGGGCUGUGGCUUCUGCGCCAGUACGCGGCGGCGCGGGCCUGUGGCCCCGCGCACGCGCUGGUGAUGCUCACCAUGGACGCCGGCGACGGGUGCGACGUCGCGGUCGGGGGAUCUAGUGGCAGGAUGGCCGGGCCGAACCGCGAGUUCGACCAGCUCAGCGCCAUGGUCACCGCGCUGCUCAACAGCAUCAACUUGAGUGGGUAG
Molecule: messenger RNA, 246 nt
Organism: Miscanthus lutarioriparius
Lineage: Eukaryota; Viridiplantae; Streptophyta; Magnoliopsida; Poales; Poaceae
Source: the annotation of a GenBank genome assembly